UUUUCCUUGGAGCUAUCCGUACUUUGAGAAAUGAUGCGGAUGAUAAUUUUUUUAAUUAAUUAAUUUUGUUUUCGAGACUUUUUUUUUUAAACUUAUUUUUCAGUUUUUAGUUCAUAGGUUAUAAAUCUUGGUGUCAUUUAUGCAUGUGAAAUAAUUGCUUGCUUUGUCUUUGAUGUUGAUGCUAAGAAGGGUAGCAUGUUUUUAGUUGGAUGAAAAUGACUCUGGUCGCUAGAUAAUAAGGGUGAUAUGGGUCCGUUUAUUUUAUAUAAUACGGUGCAUUCUAUCGUAAUUUUUGCGAGUCUGCAGCGUGAAACAGUGAUUAGAGAAACCCCCACUCCCAAGAUGGUUGCCCAGAACUUUGUAGUUGAUUUGAAUAAGCCCCUUGUUUUCCAGGUUGGACAUCUUGGAGAAGCUUAUGAAGAGUGGGUUCACCAGCCUAUCGUUAGCAAGGAAGGCCCCCGUUUCUUUGAAAAUGAUGUUCUGGAGUUCUUGACGCGCACAGUCUGGUGGGCAAUACCAACCAUCUGGCUGCCAGUUGUAUGUUGGUCUAUAUAUAACUCUAUAAGGAUGGGCCUCAGUUGUCCUCCCGUAGCUCUAUUGGUGGUUCUUGGCAUUUUCAUUUGGACAUUGCUUGAAUACACAUUACACCGUUUUCUUUUCCACAUUAAAACAAAGACCUACUGGGGAAAUACCAUGCAUUAUCUUCUCCAUGGCUGCCACCAUAAACAUCCCAUGGAUGGCUUGAGACUUGUUUUCCCCCCUGCUGCUACAGCUAUCUUAUUGAUGCCGUUCUGGAACUUGGUAAAGCUCUUAUCCACCCCUUCAACUGCUCCUGCUUUGUUUGGAGGCGGCUUAUUGGGUUAUGUAAUGUAUGAUUGCACUCAUUAUUACUUGCACCAUGGUCAGCCAAAGACUGAAGUGCCCCGGCAUCUCAAGAAGUACCACUUGAAUCAUCACUUUCGAAUCCAGGAUAAAGGCUUUGGGAUUACUUCAUCACUAUGGGAUAAAAUUUUUGGAACACUUCCUCCGUCGAAAGUGGAUGCAAAGAGUAUGUAAAUUACUGUCAAGAAUAGCACAUGUUCGUUGGUUAAAAUAAUAGUAAAUUCAGGAUCUCCUGCUUUUGUUUAUCUAAUUUAUUUUACUUCUCAAUCAAUGAUGUUUUCUGGGGGGUUAGCGUGCCAUGUUUUGUCAAUUUUGUGGUGCAGAAGUUCUACAAUUAACAUCAUGUGAAAAUUCAUUUAUUGUAUCAUAUUUAUGAUGGAAAA
This is a messenger RNA of Abrus precatorius (Indian licorice), 1265 nucleotides long. Its product is annotated as dihydroceramide fatty acyl 2-hydroxylase FAH1-like. Gene Ontology annotation, molecular function: iron ion binding; fatty acid 2-hydroxylase activity. The transcript is spliced from 7 exons. The coding region runs from base 247 to 1056 and encodes 269 amino acids. Gene Ontology annotation, biological process: lipid biosynthetic process; fatty acid metabolic process. Gene Ontology annotation, cellular component: endoplasmic reticulum; membrane. NCBI's taxonomy places the organism in Eukaryota, Viridiplantae, Streptophyta, Magnoliopsida, Fabales, Fabaceae. The record is from RefSeq and is a predicted model, not a curated record.